AUAUGAUCACGCACUCAACAAAACAUGCAACAAACUUUACCUUAUUCCCAAGCAAGUUUGAAUCGGCUGUGUUCCCGUAUAAACUUAUAUUAGACAAAUAUUUACCUAAUAAAGAGUAGUAGAAAAGGUAAAUUCUCUAAACUCUAAGUCCAUUAAAAUGCUAUAAGUAUACUUGGGGUGUGCUAAAUUCCCUUUAACAAGGUAAAUAUGUCGAUUUUAUGUGUAUAUGUAAGAAAAGAAGUUAGUCAAGUUACUAUCAAUCAUUUUCUCUUUAGACAAUUUCUCAUCCAACAAAAAAAAAAAAAAAAGAGGAAACAAGGGAUGACAAUCCUGGCGGAGUUGCUACUACCAUUGAAAGUGGAUCAUGUAGAAUAUAAAAUUUCAAUGUAUUAAAAAAGUGACUAAAAAAGCAAUUAAGUUGUCCCAGGGCCAUGGCUAUAAAAGGGUAAUGGAAUCAUUGAAUCUACCAUGGCCUGUGUACCACUAAUCUUCUUCUAGCUCCAAAGAUACACCUUCCAUAUUAAUCUUCUUUUAUUUUCUCAUUGCUCAUUGGGUCCAAUUUUGUGGGGGAAAAAAGAAACAAUAAUAUUUGCAAAAAUGGCACUUCCUUAUACCCAACAAGAUGAAAAAGCUCUCCCUGAUGCUUGGGAUUACAAAGGAAGGCCAGCUCUUAGGUCCUCCUCUGGUGGUUGGGCUAGUGGUGCAAUGAUUUUAGGUGUUGAAGCUGUGGAGAGGCUAACAACACUAGGCAUUGCUGUAAACUUGGUGACUUAUUUGACUGGAACUAUGCAUUUAGGCAAUGCUACUGCAGCCAACAAUGUUACCAAUUUUCUUGGAACUUCUUUUAUGCUCACUUUGCUUGGUGGAUUUGUUGCUGACACUUUUCUCGGAAGGUAUCUUACAAUUGGAAUAUUUGCCACUGUUCAAGCAAUAGGUGUCACAAUCUUAACCAUCUCUACCAUAAUCCCAAGCUUGCGACCACCAAAAUGUGACCAAGGCAGAUCUUCAUGCAUCCCGGCAAACAGCAAACAACUCAUGGUCCUGUAUAUAGCCUUAUACAUGACAGCCCUCGGCACCGGUGGCCUGAAAUCGAGCGUCUCGGGUUUCGGUACCGAUCAAUUCGACGACAGGGAUGAGAAGGAAAAAGGACAGAUGAUUAAAUUCUUCGAUUGGUUCUUUUUCUUCAUAAAUGUUGGUUCACUAGGUGCAGUUACAAUACUGGUGUACGUUCAAGAUAAUUUGGGAAGGGAGUGGGGUUAUGGUAUAUGUGCAUGUGCUAUUGUGAUUGCACUUGUUGUGUUUUUAUUUGGCACAAGGAAAUAUAGGUUCAAGAAACUUGUGGGGAGUCCAUUGACACAAAUUGCUUCAGUAUUUGUGGCUGCUUGGAGAAAUAGGCAUUUGGAAGUGCCUUCAGAUUCUUCACUUCUCUAUGAAAUUGAUGAUAAUAUUUUUGGUGAGGGAAAUAAGAAAAGCAAGCAAAAAUUGCCUCAUAGCAAGGAGUAUCGAUUCUUGGACAAGGCAGCCAUUAAGGUAGAUAGUGAUCAAUCUACUGGAAGUAAUGUUGUGAAUAAGUGGACAUUGUCAACCUUAACAGAUGUUGAAGAAGUAAAAUUGUUAAUCAGAAUGUUACCAACAUGGGCCACAACUAUUAUGUUUUGGACAGUCUAUGCACAAAUGACCACAUUUUCUGUGUCUCAAGCAACCACUAUGGACCGUCACAUCGGAAAAUCCUUCGAAAUUCCCCCCGCCUCACUCACUGUUUUCUUCGUCGGAAGUAUCCUCUUGACCGUAAUUUUUUACGAUCGAGUCAUGGUUCCAAUUUGUCGACGUGUCGCUAACAAAUCACAUGGACUAACCCCAUUGCAAAGAAUUUUCAUAGGGUUAAUCCUUUCAAUUUUAGCCAUGAUUGCUGCUGCCCUAACAGAGGUUAAAAGAUUAAAGGUUGCCCACUUAAAUGGGCUAACAAAUGAUCCAAAUGCCAUGAUUCCAAUGAGUGUAUUCUGGUUAAUUCCACAAUUCUUGCUAGUAGGGGCAGGUGAGGCAUUUACAUAUAUUGGCCAACUUGACUUUUUCUUAAGGGAAUGUCCUAAAGGGAUGAAGACAAUGAGUACAGGGUUAUUUUUGAGUACCCUUGCACUAGGGUUUUUCUUUAGUUCAAUUUUGGUCACAAUUGUGCAUAUGGUCACUGGAACAACACACCCAUGGCUAGCUGAUAAUUUGAACCAAGGGAAGCUAUAUGAUUUCUAUUGGCUUUUGGCUAUAUUGAGUGUGUUGAACUUGAUGUUUUUCUUGUAUACUUCGAAAACAUAUGUGUACAAGGAGAAGAGGCUUGCCGAACUGGGGAUCGAAUUGGAGGACUCUGGACCAGUUUGUCACUAAGAGGACACACUCUGUCACUACUGGAAAAAGGCGAAGAGAUCCAUCAGAAAUGUACUUAUCGUUAUUGAAUCCUUCAAAAAUCUUUCGCAUUUUUCUAGUAGUGGAUCCAUAAAAAAAAAAGUCCUUAAUUUAUUAUUUUUCUUUUCUCUUUUUAUUCCCCCCCCCCCCCCCCCCCCACCCUUUUUUGUUUUUUUGGACUUUUAACUUUUGGCUACUUUGAUUGAGCUUGUACAACUUUUUAUUGGAAGGGUUUAUGUAAGAUAACAACCUUUUUUUUUUUAUAUGUACAGAGAAUGGGAAGAGCUUAGGUAAUGAAAAGUUAUAGAGCUCUUCUCAGUGUUUCCUUUCUUUCUUAUGUAUUACCAUAAUAAUGUAAUGCAAUGCAAUAUCAGAG
This is a messenger RNA of Lycium barbarum (goji berry), 2773 nucleotides long. Its product is annotated as protein NRT1/ PTR FAMILY 6.3-like. Gene Ontology annotation, cellular component: membrane. Gene Ontology annotation, biological process: transmembrane transport; response to nitrate; oligopeptide transport. The record is from RefSeq and is a predicted model, not a curated record. The transcript is spliced from 5 exons. Bases 598 to 2379 code for a protein of 593 amino acids. Gene Ontology annotation, molecular function: nitrate transmembrane transporter activity. NCBI's taxonomy places the organism in Eukaryota, Viridiplantae, Streptophyta, Magnoliopsida, Solanales, Solanaceae.